Molecule: messenger RNA, 1718 nt
Organism: Exaiptasia diaphana
Lineage: Eukaryota; Metazoa; Cnidaria; Anthozoa; Actiniaria; Aiptasiidae
Product: peroxisomal N(1)-acetyl-spermine/spermidine oxidase
Exons: 8
Coding region: 113-1543 (476 amino acids)
Molecular function (GO): oxidoreductase activity
Source: RefSeq, a predicted model, not a curated record
UUUGAUUGUUUGGGUCUCCCUAAACUUCCCGUCCAAAACUGAACACAGGGAAUCCAAUUAUUCAUGCUAAGACAUCGGACGUCCCCUGCAGGACUAGAUAAAAUCYUAAAACAUGCCAAAAAAAGUUGCAGUUGUUGGUGGAGGGAUAUCUGGCCUUGCUGCGGCUGCAUCACUAGUUGACCAAGGCUUUGACGUUCAUUUGCUAGAGGCUUCAGAUUACUUUGGAGGAAGACUCAAACAAGUGGAGGUAUUUCCAGGAUUUCCACCAAUUGAUCUUGGAGGGGAUUUUAUUCAUGGUUCAACCAAUGUCACACAUCAGCUUGCAGAGGAAAAUGGAUGGAAAGUAAAAAAGGCAUAUGACUGUCCAGGAGAGCCACCAAUGGCUUCMUGCAUCUACAUUGAUGGAAAAUUGUAUGGACUCAAUGAAAAAGACCAUCCUGACGUGCUUUCCGCAAAAAAAGCAUUUGGUGACAUCUUUUUACUGAUGAAGGAGUAUUUAUCUAACACAAAAGGAAAUGACAGCAACAAGGAAGUUACUGGUCAAGUGAUGAGGGACCAAGAUCAAAUCUCUGGAAUCAGUUUACAUACUUGGCUUCAGCAGAAAGGAUUUAAUCARAAAACAAUUGAAAUAGUAAAUUCUCAUUACUGUCAAUGCCAUGGAGGAACACUUGAUUCUAUGGGUCUCUUAGAAACAGGGCUUGAUGAUGUCCUAUGGGAUAGUGGCAAUGGUAACUACAGGUUGGAAGGAUCAUAUUCCGUUUUGAUCUCCUACUUUUUACAAAAAUGUGAUAAAGUCGACAAAAGAUUAAAUUGKCCUGUUGAGAAAAUCAACUGGAGGAAAAAACUGGAUGAUAAUUCCAGCCAAAUGGUUUGUCUUACCUGUCAAAAUGGSCAACAACUACAAGUAGACUAUGUUGUAAUAACUGUCCCAUUGACCAUACUUAAAGCUAAAGAUAUCCUCUUCACACCUCCAUUACCCAUCAAUAAACAACAUGCCAUCAACUCAAUCUACAUGGGACCAGCAUUAAAGAUAGUCUGUCGGUUUAAGAAGCCUUUUUGGGGUGAAACUCUGGUCAUUUAUUGUCCAGGGUGUUUUAUUCAUCAUGUCUGGACUUAUUCCCGUGAUCCAAAACCAGACGGCGAGGAAUGUCAUGUUGCUGUGGGAUUCGAAACCGCAGUGGCAGCUGCACAGAAAGUUCACCUCUCUGAUGAAAUUGUUUGUGAACAAUUUGUCCAGCAGUUGGAUGAUAUAUAUGGGACAAAGACAGAGCCCAAGCCAGCGACAGCAAACCUAAUGAGCUUCGUGUACUACCAUUGGUCAAAACAUCCAUAUGUAAGAGGAGGGUAUAGUAGUCCCACUGUAAAUACCCAUGGAAUGCGUAAACAUCUUGCUGAUCCAGUUGACGGCAAAUUGUUCUUUGCUGGUGAAGCUACUGAAGAAUGUGGGUUUGCUACUGUSCAAGCUGCUCUUCGAACUGGUCUGAGAGCAGCCAAAGAAGUAUGCAAAGCUAGUGGCAUUGGUGAUAUAAACCAUAAAUUAUAAAUAAUUAUAUAUAUAUAUUUAAAAGUAGGAUGAUUUUAGAUUUUACCAAAUUCAAUAUUUUAAUGAAAAAUGGGUGUAUUGAAGGGAUGAAAGGGAAAAGAAGAACCAGCAUAGUGAAACACUGAACUCUUUCUUGUUAUUAAACACUUACUAAAGCAACCAUCAAAAAAUCUCC